Messenger RNA from Colletotrichum karsti, 1629 nucleotides. RefSeq lists its product as uncharacterized. Gene Ontology annotation, cellular component: membrane. Gene Ontology annotation, molecular function: L-cysteine transmembrane transporter activity. Lineage: Eukaryota; Fungi; Ascomycota; Sordariomycetes; Glomerellales; Glomerellaceae. Gene Ontology annotation, biological process: transmembrane transport; L-cysteine transport. The record is from RefSeq and is a predicted model, not a curated record. The transcript has 5 exons. Bases 1 to 1629 code for a protein of 542 amino acids.
AUGGCGGCUGGCGUGGGCCGAGAGCCUGAUCAUGUCGACGAAAAGGCAGUCUUCACAGGCAAAGAUGCAGAUUCAUCAGCUGUGAAGACCGAUGGCCCAGAUGAGCCUACGAGACAGGGUCAUGCCAUCAGUCAGGCCGAAGUCGACGACACGACGCUCUUCUAUAACCUCAACAAGGACAAGGUCCAGGACUUUACGCCAGAGAUGGAGGGAAAGCUUGUUCGCAAGAACUUCUGGUUUCUCCUCGGACAGACCUGGUGGAUCGCUUUUCUCAUCCACUUGGAUAAGUCAACUCUGUCUCAAGCCAGUACCAUGGGGAUAUUCAAGGACGUCGACAUGACCAAGAAGCAGUACAACGACCUCUUCGUCGUUUUCUACACCGGCUACUUGAUUGCGCUGUGGCCAGGUGCCUGGCUCUCUCAGAGGACUGGGCAGAAGCAAUUCAUAUGCGGUUCGCUCCUUCUCUGGGCUCUCUUGCUUGGUAUGCAUCCGCUUGCCAAGACCGGAAGCCAAAUGAUCGGUUUAAGAUUUAUCCUAGGCAUGACCGAGUCGCAGAUCGUACCGAGCACGACCAUCCUACACCAGGCCUUCUUUCCUCCCAAGAAGAGCCCAUGGGUUCAGCUUCUAUGGUGGGCUUCGGGCAGCCUGGCCAAUGUGCUUCUCACCAUGGUGGCCUACAAGUUGAUUCUUCUCGACAAUGACCACCUUCUUGUAGGGGGGUUGUCUUCAUGGAAGUGGCUUCAUAUAAUUUGCGUCGUCCUUACCUUCAUCAUGGUCGUGCCUCUCAUCUUCUUCCUGCCGAACUCGCCCAUUGAGGCAAAGUGGCUUUCGACCGAAGAGAAGGUGCAUACCAUCAAAUCCAUUCGCGACUCCCAGUCCGGUAUCAAGAACUCGUCAUGGAAGUGGUCGCAGGUUCGCGAGGCCUUUACGGAUCCCAAGAGUUGGCUUUUCAUUUUCCACAUGUUCUUUAACGAACUUCCGAACAACACCUCUCAGCAGCUGCCACUCAUCAUUGUCGGCUUCGGCUUCACUGCCGCUGAGAGUGCCCUCUUCAACAUCGCCAAGCCCCUCAUCGGCUCAUUUCUCAUCCUCGUCUCAGCAGCGAUGCUCUACGGCACUAGACUGGGAACUGGGUAUACAUGCGCUAUAUCUUAUAUCCCCUGCUUUGUUGGCGGAAUCAUUGAGCUUGCUUCUCCAUGGUCUAACAAAAUUGCUCUUGUCGUCGGCACCCAGAUUUCUACAUUCAAGCCGUCUUAUCUCCUUGGUCUUUCAUGGGCGGGAACAGCAACUACUGGGUACACAAAGAAGCUCACUGUCAUGUCAACCUGCGUCGUUGCUGCAUCAGUUGCCAAUAUGGUUUCUCCAGAGUUCUGGCAACCCAAGUAUAAGCCCAGGUAUACACUCCCUUGGGCUUUCAUGACUGCAUUCUGGUUCAUCUCUCCGGCCAUGUGUCUCAUCAUUCGCUGGUAUCUUGUUCGUGAGAACACACGUCGACAGAAUCUGCUUGAUUCCGAUGCUAGCUCGGUCGAGAACGAAAUCCUCGAUACCGGCGACGAGGUCAUCCGCGUCCAUAAUGAGGACCUUGACCUCACCGAUCGCCAGAAUCUCAAGUUCAUUUACCCACUGUAA